Molecule: messenger RNA, 4118 nt
Organism: Chara braunii
Lineage: Eukaryota; Viridiplantae; Streptophyta; Charophyceae; Charales; Characeae
Source: the annotation of a GenBank genome assembly
GCCGGGUUUAUUCUGUCAGAUGACGGAAGAGGAAAGGAACACGAAGCAAGAGGAAGGAUAAUUCUAUGCGCCUCCCUUUCUUUGAACGUAGUUCAUUCAUUUCAAGGAGGUGUGUGGAUGGUAGAUACGCACGAGCUUGAGGAUUGGACCAGGAGUUGCUUCCCACAGGAGGCGGUUGCACAUUCACUUGGGUUGGCUGGUGGGGCAAAGGGAGACCAGCGAUUGUCUUGGGGGAACGAGGAGUCCACAGAGACAACAGUGCGAACAGAGUAGACAUAGGCGGUUGGAGGAUCAGUGACCAGUGCAGAAUUCACCGGCCAAUUUAUUGGAAGGGCCACCAAGAAACUGAUGGUUACGUUGCCCUCCUCCUUGGUCUGACAAAUAUGAAGACAUCAUCAGAAGGUGCGUGCGUAAUCUUUUCUAUAAGCGACAGUGAGGACACCGGAGAGGACAACCGCAGGAUCUUGCGAUCAGCUAGAGGCCCAAUAUCUCACGUGUCCCUUGGACCGGGGGGUGAUAGGGAACUGUUCCGCCGGCAGCGGGAGAGGCAGCAGCAGAGGAGAGCUAGAGCAACCAAGGCCAGCAGGGCAUCAGCUAGCGAGGCCGGUGCUACAGCAGCCAUGGCUACCACAGCCAUGAGCACGUCUGCACAGCAGACUUCCCCAGCCGGUAGUUCAGGUACCGCCGGGUCUACGGUCGCACAGACCGUGAGUCAGUCCACUGGCUUAAUGGCAAGCCAGCCUGCGGUGUUGACCCCAGAGGAUGUCGCCAUCCAGCAGGCAGCCCUGCAAGAGGCACAGCUACAACAGGCAUUAGGACAGAUAAAAAGGGAGAAGGAGAUGAUGAUUAGAAGAAGGACCAAGAUGCAACGGAGAGGGGCAGACAUAGAGGAGUUAGAGUCGAUGGACCUGACGAACAUGGAUGACGAUGUGAGGGUAGUUAGCAGGGCCCUGCUAGCAGUAAUUGAGAUGCAGGAGCAUCAAACUACCAUCCUUCAUGAUAUCCAGCAGAGCCUAGCCAUUUUGGUAGGGUGUUCUCAGGGAGCACCAUCACCGGCAGGGCCUGGUGCCUGGCCCGUGCCAUAUCCUCCUUUUUCUGUCCCACCGGUGAAAGGGGUAUCCCCAUAUGUAGCCCUGUCAACGGUUGUUAUCGUUUCCCUGGGCAUGCCUCUAUCAGGAGGGGUAACAACAGGGAGUAGUUUACAGGUUCCUGUACAGACAGUGUUUACUCCAAGUCCGUCACAGGUUGCAGUCACCACGCAGCCUGCUGUCUCGCAACCUGUGCAGCCACCGGGUACACAGCCCCAGCAGCUAGCACAACAACCUGUAUCACCGGGUCCACAGCCCGGGGUGGUGCAGGGACCGGGACAAACACAGUGGGUUCCGAAGACGGCCAUCGCCGCUCCUAAACCAUUUACAGGAGACAAGAGAGGCGAGGACCUCAACACAUGGUUGAGGGCAGUGCCGGUCUACGUCAGGUGCAAACUCACCUUGCCGCACGAAGAAGUGCUUGUGGCUGCUUCCUACCUAGAGGGUAGUGCAGCAAGAUGGUUGAGUGGGUUAGUGCAACUCCAGGGGUACAGUCAUGACUUCCGCUCUUGGGCAGCCUCUCAGAAAUUGGAGGACUUCCUAAAGAUGGUGGAAGAAAGGUGGCAUGAUCCUCAGGAGGCUCAAAGGGCCACUGACGCGAUCCUGACACUUUACACGCGGCAGUUUAAGUCACUAAGAGAAGCCACCGACGUUGUUGAGCGUUUGAUCUGUGUCCCUGGGGUACGCUAUGAUCCCCAGAUCAACGGUGAAAAGUGCGAGUUUGGCCGCACCCGUAUCUUGUACUUGGGUCAUGAGAUCUCCGYGGAAGGGUUGAAGCCCGAUGACGCGAAGGUGGCCAGCAUUCGUGAUUGGCCACGACCUCAGUCCGUGACUGAGAUGAGAUCUUUCUUAGGAAUGACUGGCUACUACCGGACUUUUGUAAAGAACUAUAGCAUAGUGGCCGCUCCUUUGACUGAUCUGACCCGCCUUGACACCCCGUGGGAGUGGACAGAUGAGUGCGAGGCUGCUUUCAGACAUCUCAAGCAUGCAUUGACGCACUGUGAAGUCUUGAAGCUACCCGAUCCUGAUAAGCCAUUUACAGUAACCACGGAUGCUAGCCAAUAUGGCAUUGGCGUCGUGCUUGCGCAGCAAGAGGGGCCGAAGUUGAGGCCAGUUGAGUACAUGUCUAAGAAAAUGCCGUCUCAGAAGUUGGCUAAGUCCACUUAUGAGAAGGAACUCUAUGCGGUGUACAAGGCUCUCACCCAUUGGAGACACUAUCUCCUUGGGAGGGUCUUCAUCCUCAGAACUGAUCAUCAGACCCUGAAAUGGAUGAGAACCCAGCCGGUACUUUCUGACGCUCUCAAGCGUUGGAUCGAAGUCAUUGAGCAAUAUGACUUUGACCCGCAGUAUCUAAAAGGGGAGUACAACAAGGUUGCUGACGCCCUGUCGCGCAGACCAGACUUCUCAGGUGCGCUGAUUACUGAGUUCAGUCUCACGGACAAUGUUACUCAAUCUUUGGUGGAAGCCUAUCGCGAGGACCAGUUUAUGUCUGAGAUCAUACGCAGACUUAAGGCGAAGGACAAGAAGACGUCCGCCGAGUUUGAGUUGGUUAAUGGCUUGUUGUUCCUUAAGAAGGCAGGGAAUAAACGAUUGUGUGUUCCCAAUAGUGAGUCUUUGCGUAGUUUGUUUCUAGGUGAGUGUCAUGAUGCCACCGGUCAUUUCGGAUAUAAGAAGACCGCAGCCAACUUGCUGCAGCGAUUCUGGUGGCCCACGAUGAUGCGAGAUGCACAGCUGUACGUGGAGACUUGUAAAGUUUGUCAACGCGACAAGCCCCGUACUCAGGCUCCUCUUGGGCUGCUCAAGCCCCUUCCGAUUCCGGAAAGGCCGGGUGAAAGCUUGUCCAUGGACUUCAUGGAUACACUGGUCACCAGCAAGAGUGGGAUGAGGCAGAUCUUCGUCAUCGUGGAUAGGUUUAGUAAGUAUGCUAGGUUAGUAGCCAUGCCGGAAACAGCGAAGACCGAGUAUGUAAUCAGGCUUUUCAAAGAGAACUGGGUGAGGGAUUUUGGAUUGCCUAAGUCUAUUGUAAGUGACAGGGAUGUCAGAUUUACAAGUGAAUUAUGGAAGGCCGCAGCAGCUGAACAAGGAACUCAACUGCAAAUGACUUUCGGAAACCAUCGAGAAGCAAACGACCAGGCUGAACAGAUGAACCGCGCUGUUCAACACCUGUUGCAGCAUUACAUUAAGCCCAACCAGGUAGACUGGGACGAGAAGCUUGCUCUUGUCGCCAGUCUGUACAAUAACGCCGUACACAGCGCUACCGGGGUAAGUCCUAACAGUCUACAUCUUACCUUUAGGCCUAGACUGCCUUUAGAUUUCCUACUUUCUGAUAACCAACCGACUGUGACACCGGGCACUUUGGAGUUCGCGUAUCGUUAUGAACAGAAGAUGCAGGAGACUGUAGAGCACAUGCAGAAGGCACAGGCAGCAAUGAUAGAAUCUGAGAAUAAACACCGCCGCCCUUCUACAUUUCAGGUUGGGGACAGAGUCUGGGUCAAGUCUUCAGAACUGGGACAGGAGUUCGGGAUAUCCCGCAAACUCAUGCCUCAGUACUUUGGACCUUGGGAAGUUUUAGAUGUAGUAGAGACAGAUCCUGAUGGUCCAUCAUAUGUCAUCCGUAUCCCUGGUCAUCUCAGAACUUACCCAGUCUUUCACGCCUCUAAGCUCGCUGCGUCCAAGGAAACUGAUCAGUUUCCUUCUCGUCGAUCAAUGCUGCCCCCAACCAUGGACGGAGAAGUCGACAUCGAUGAUAUCGUUGACCACAGAGAGAUGCCUGUUCAGAAGCCUCCAGGAAGGGAACGUCCUCCAAAGCCAAAGCUACUGUUCCGGGUCCACUUCAGACAUUAUACAGAUCCGAAGGAGGACCGCUGGUUUACUCGGGAGGAACUGAUGCAGACCGCUCCUCAAAUCGUUGCCCGCUAUGAGAAGGAUGUAUUGAAAGGAAAGCGCCAGAUGGCUGCAGAUUGAUCUUCGCAGAGGACUAACGAAGAUAUGGAGGAGGGAAUGCGAGGCUACGCUCGCUUAGCCCCUACG